Lates calcarifer (barramundi perch) is the source of this 2351-nucleotide messenger RNA. Its product is annotated as thyrotropin-releasing hormone receptor-like. Lineage: Eukaryota; Metazoa; Chordata; Actinopteri; Centropomidae. The record is from RefSeq and is a predicted model, not a curated record. Gene Ontology annotation, cellular component: membrane. Gene Ontology annotation, biological process: phospholipase C-activating G protein-coupled receptor signaling pathway. Gene Ontology annotation, molecular function: thyrotropin-releasing hormone receptor activity.
UUGCAUCCUUGGAGAUCAACUGAAUUCUGAACUCGAACACGAUGGAGAACAACACAACCAUCUUUCAGGAUGUUCGGAAUCUGACAGAAAUACCUCUGAACCCCCUUGAGGAGCAGGUCAUAACAAUAUUUUUGACAAUGCUCAUCUGUGGAGUUGGGAUUGCUGGGAAUAUCAUGGUGGUACUAGUUGUGCUGCGCACUAAACACAUGGUGACCCCGACCAACUGUUACCUCGUCAGUCUGGCCAUCGCAGACCUCAUUGUGCUCCUGGCUGCAGGGUUGCCAAACAUCUCUGAUGUUGUAGCCUUCUGGAUAUACGGCUACACAGGCUGCUUGUGUAUAACUUACCUUCAGUACCUGGGAAUCAACGUGUCAUCCUGCUCCAUAACGGCGUUCACCAUCGAACGAUACAUUGCUAUUUGUCACUCCAUAAAAGCACAGUUCAUAUGCACCGUUUCCCGGGCCAAGAGGAUCAUAGCUGGGGUCUGGGUCUUUACCUCACUCUACUGCAUUAUGUGGUUCUUCUUGGUGGACACAGAUGAAACUGUCUAUACCAACGGAGUGGUGGUCACUUGUGGCUACCGUGUCUCCAGGAGCCUCUACAUGCCAAUCUACUUCCUGGACUUCACUCUGUUUUAUGUGAUCCCCCUGAUUGUGGCUACCGUGCUCUACGGACUCAUCGCAAGGAUUUUGUUCAUGAGCCCUCUGCCGUCGCAUCUCAACGACCGAGCCGGAGGAGGGUCGGUUCACCAGGGUCACUCUAACAGCACCAACAAGGCCAACAAGGGUGCGGUCUCUGCGAGGAAACAGAUAACAAAGAUGCUGGCCGUGGUGGUCGUCCUCUUCGCCUUACUCUGGAUGCCCUACCGAACACUGGUGGUGGUCAACUCCUUCAUCGACCCGCCUUACCACGACACCUGGUUCCUGCUCUUCUGCCGGAUGUGCAUCUACACCAACAGUGCCAUCAACCCCAUCAUUUACAACCUCAUGUCUCAGAAGUUUCGCGUCGCCUUCAAAAAGCUCUGCAAGUGCAGCUGGCGACACAAGGAGAAGGCGGUCGAGUAUAAUGUGCCGAUGUAUUACAGCGUGAUGAAGGAUUCGUCCCAUGAGAGUAAUGAACCUGUCACGGAGCAGGAGGACGUGAGCGGCCAAACCAACAAGAGGUUCAAAGUAACAAAUGAUGAGACAAGCACUUUCAGCAUCUCUUAAUAACAGUUGUAAUGAGUUUGUUUUGUUCUUUAGGACAGACUGUGUGUAUGAUAAAUUAUUUGUGGGUAUCUUGCAUUUUAUUGUUUAAAAUUAAUGUUAUUUCUUGAAGCCGGAAUCUGUGGAUAUUCUUUAUGUUUGCUGUGACACAGGUUGUGUUUGUGCUGUUUGUAGUUGUGGUGAAGUUGUGUAAAUAAGUAUUUAACAUCAGGCUUUAGUAUAUAUUUCAAACUGUUUAGUGUUGAACUGUGGAAAUACUGUACUCACAAUUUUAGUGCACAGAAGACAUGAAAUAAGAAGGACCAGGAACGACUGACAUUUUAUGUGAUACUGAUGCUGUGGGGGCAUUUUUGGACUUUUCCUCUCCAGCAAUAUUCAGACUUUAUGUUAACUAGUUCUACCCAACAAGGACCUAAGCGUGCUCUUCAGCGGCACUUAUAAAAACACAGUUCAGUUCAAUGCAUCAGAACAUGCGCCAAAGGUUUUUUUCAAUCAAAAAGUUUCACCAAUGAUCCUCAAGAGACAAAGACCCACAUUCGAUCUGAGGGCAAACUAAUUGUCAUCAGAUGUGAACUACUAAUGAAAAAAUAGAACAUAAACGAUAACCUGAAAUUAGUUCUGACUCCAACUCUGCAUGAGGGAAAAGUUUGUCAUUAGAUUUCCAGCCUGACCAAACUGAGGCAGCAGGAGCUAAUGACCACGGGAGCUCUGACAGCAAACAAAUCAGCUCCAAUUCACAACAUCAUCCGAGUCAGGGAAGGAAAAUAGUUGUCAUUUAAGCCACUGGAGAUGUGCAACAACUCUGACAGCAACUAUAUUAUUGAAAAAAUAUUGUGAUGCUAAUUGUUGUCAACAAGUUUGCAGUCUCUCUCGUCUUGUGCUGUCUGCCACAACACUGCAUGUCUCUGCAUCUCAACAUAUCCAGCUCUCUACUUGUCAUAUACCUUGAUAUUGAAUAUUUAAAACAACCAUUGGUAGACACAUGUAUAAAUCCUCUUCAUGGUUACAUGUUUGAUCCAGAACGUGAUCCUGUGUGAUUACAUUUUGUAAACAGGCUUUGCGGUUUCCUGUGGACCGUGGGAUUAACAAAUCCCUUUACAAUCCUAAAAAUGUAUGCAUUCUCUUUAUUUAUGAGAGUUUUGUGUG